AUGGCAGCAUUAGAGAAUCCCAAACAUAUGUCGCCGACACACUCGCGCAGCUCGUCUGGCGCUUCUACAACCUCCUCGCCAAUCACAUCCACGUUCUCCAACCGCAGCCACAACCGCUGCCCAAGCUCGAGCUCAUCUUUGGCCGCUGCGCCAGAUUCGCCACUGAAUGUCAACAAGUCGGCUCUGCAUGAUCUUGUGGAGGACCCAGCGGAAGACCCUGUAGAGCGCGAUGGCUCCAUGUUCGAUGCCCCGAAUUUAAUGGCGGACGAGCCACUAUGUAUUUGCGAUACACCAUUCUGCGAGCAUAUGCAGACGCCAAGACUAUCACAGGCGAUUGUGGCAUCUCCCACAACAGCCACUCCAGAAUGGACGCCGGGCGACGACUACUUGAUGGCUGGCGAGCACUCUGGGACUCGAUCGCCAAAGCGACGACGGUCUGGUGAGCACUCCGCAGACAGCCUGACCGCACGACUCAGUAGACGUUGGCCAUCGCUAUCAGUGAAAUGGAAAGAUCGCAGACCGUCGAUGUCGGUCUCCAAUACUACUAUCCAGAGCGCACCAGCUUCGAGAGCGACUUCGGUACGAAGCCCAUCGCUUCGACGAGCUGUCGCGCCAUACACAUCCGACAAUAUGCAAGCUAUGACACCACCGAUCACACCAGUGGACGUGCAGAACAGGGAGAAUGUGCUUGGUCGUCCUCGAGGAAUGUCCAGGCCACAAAAGCCUGCUGAAAUCAUGAUCCCCGAGACGCCAUCGAUAGAGCCUUCUCCUGAACCACAGGAGCUUGCUAGCACUCCACUGUUACCACCUAUGAGCGACAAUUUCUUUGGUGGUUCGCAAGAACAGCUGCAGUCGCCCUUGCAGUCCCCAACUGUGGCAGAGCCCGGCUCGACAGUAUCGGUACUGGGCACGCCUGCGAUGACGCCACUCAAUGGUGCCUUACCUACUCCACCGCUAUCAUCACAACCAUCCAUUACGUCCUUUGGAGUGCUUCGGGCCGCUCAAGCACUGCGGCCAUCUUCUGAGAUCCCACACAUGGCAAUAUCCGAAGAGUCGGAUCCUUGGGCUAUUAAGCUCGGGCAUGCCAACUUCCACAUCACGCCCGAGCCCUACCUACCCAAUGUCUGCGACCUGCAGACCUGCAAACGACUUUUGGACGACUGGGAGUCGGCGAGAGUGGAGUAUAUGCGCCAAGCUUCUCGGAUUGCCGAGCACCAUGGACCCACCUCACAGGUCUACAGCUAUACCGAGCAGAAAUGGGCAGAGAUUGAUGACCAAUGGCGGGCUUUCCACCAAGAGGCAAAUGCCAUAGCCGGCGUUAGCUCAGACACCACAAGGCACCAACCCCUGGGCGAGACACAACCACUGUCCAAGGUACCAAGUCUUGAGAAGACUCUCAAAUUUAACAACAUCGACGAACAAGCCAUCAUGGCACCGAUGGUCCAGUACGCCAGGAUCCAGCCCCAGCCCACACGCAAGCAGGCCCUCCUCAAGCUCUUCACCGAUCCUGCAUCGCUGCUCGGAGGUCGUUCGGCCUUCAGCUUCAAGCGAUAG
Molecule: messenger RNA, 1554 nt
Organism: Recurvomyces mirabilis
Lineage: Eukaryota; Fungi; Ascomycota; Dothideomycetes; Mycosphaerellales; Teratosphaeriaceae
Exons: 2
Coding region: 1-1554 (517 amino acids)
Source: RefSeq, a predicted model, not a curated record